AUGAACUCGAUCCUCACCCCUCCCUGCUAUAAACACCCUCCCCUGCUCACCCCCCACCUUCCCCCCACUGCCCCAGCUAUCAAAGUCCAACAAAAAACUCAUCAAAAAUCAAGAUCACGCCUUCGUGACCAUCCAACAACUUUGACUGUCGCCAUGUCUAUCACCUUGAUCUCCAAGCGCGCUUUGCAAACCCCUGCUCUCCGUUCGAGCGUCCCUCGAACCGUCUUCGUCUCCUCCUUCUCCACCAGUCGCAAGUCGAGCGACAUAGUCGGAAAGGUCCAAGAGGCCGCCCAAUCAGUCAACAAGAAGGCCGGCGAGUUGGCUUCGAAAAGCAUGGAGAACCUCGAGGCUGCGUCGAACAAGGUCAAGCAGGCCACCGGCUCGGUCAGCAGCCAAGCACGCAACGUCGCGGCUGAUGCUAAAAACGAGGCCAACAAGACGAAAGAAUCUGCCAAAGACAUGGCCAAAGACGCCAAGAACAAGGUCCAAGUCUAA
This is a messenger RNA of Puccinia triticina, 495 nucleotides long. RefSeq lists its product as uncharacterized. Bases 1 to 495 code for a protein of 164 amino acids. The transcript is spliced from 3 exons. The record is from RefSeq and is a predicted model, not a curated record. NCBI's taxonomy places the organism in Eukaryota, Fungi, Basidiomycota, Pucciniomycetes, Pucciniales, Pucciniaceae.